Messenger RNA from Hibiscus syriacus, 2322 nucleotides. Its product is annotated as 3-oxoacyl-[acyl-carrier-protein] synthase II, chloroplastic-like. NCBI's taxonomy places the organism in Eukaryota, Viridiplantae, Streptophyta, Magnoliopsida, Malvales, Malvaceae. Gene Ontology annotation, cellular component: chloroplast stroma. The transcript is spliced from 14 exons. The record is from RefSeq and is a predicted model, not a curated record. Gene Ontology annotation, biological process: fatty acid biosynthetic process. Gene Ontology annotation, molecular function: 3-oxoacyl-[acyl-carrier-protein] synthase activity. The coding region runs from base 252 to 1973 and encodes 573 amino acids.
UUUCGCUUCUUUUUUAUUUCGUUUCUUUCGAAAGUAUUUUAGCAGUUCUUUUACUAUAAAACCUUCAUUCCUGAGAUUGCCAAUGUAUUUUACCAUCUCUUCUUCGGUUUUCCGAUUGAUGGAAAGCUAGAUUUUGACUAAACUCAGAUAAAAAAUCCAAUCUUUGAUAACCCCCCCCCCCCAUAACCCAAAUCUCCACAGUCUUUCAAAUUUGCGGGGUUUCCGGUAAUUUUUGGGUUAGUUUUCUGGGGAUGGCAUCUUCAUCACUGGCGAGUCCGCUAUGCAUGUGGUUGGUGGCUGCUUGCAUGUCUGUCACGUGCGGGAAAGACCAGUCACAGUCGUCAAUGCUCCGUUCAUCAGCUUCUUCUUCCAAGAGACUCGGCCAUUGGGCUCGUACUAGGAGGAGAGCUCUCCUUUCUCAAUGCGGCGGCGGCUCAGACAGCAACCAAAACGGGGGCUUGAUUUCGUCGCUUUGUGGAUUCGGCAUUCAAGGCUUGAUGACUUCGUGUUUAGCUUUUGAGCCCUGUGAUGAGUACUAUUCCUCCAAAAACAGUGGCCUUUUUGGUCAAAAUGGAAGCCUUUCUUCUUUGUUUGGAUCCAAAAACGUUCCCUUUAAUAACAAUCGCAAGCAAAGAAGACUCAAUCGAGCAGCUGUCCAUUCUGGAGAAGCCAUGGCUGUAGAUGUGCAACCCACAAGAGAAAUCUCGACAAAGAAGAAACCUCCUACGAAAAAAAGACGAGUUGUUGUGACGGGGAUGGGAGUGGUGACACCGCUCGGACAUGAUCUCGACGUCUUCUACAACAACUUGCUUGAGGGUGCUAGUGGUAUAAGCGAAAUCGAGACUUUCAACUCUGCACUGUUUCCAACCAGAAUUGCUGGAGAGAUAAAAUCUGUCUCGGCUGAUGGUUGGGUUGCACCGAAACUUUCCAAGAGGAUGGACAAGUUCAUGCUUUAUAUGCUUAUUGCUGGAAAGAAAGCGUUGGAAGACGGUGGAGUUACUGAAGAUGUAAUGGAUGAGUUAGAUAAAGCGAAAUGCGGAGUUCUGAUUGGCUCAGCAAUGGGUGGUAUGAAGGUUUUCAAUGAUGCAAUUGAAGCUCUGAGGAUCUCGUACAAGAAGAUGAAUCCUUUUUGCGUACCAUUUGCUACCACAAAUAUGGGCUCGGCAAUGCUUGCAAUGGAUUUGGGAUGGAUGGGGCCUAACUAUUCAAUCUCCACUGCAUGCGCGACAAGCAACUUCUGCAUAUUAAAUGCAGCAAACCACAUCACCAGAGGCGAAGCUGAUGUGAUGCUUUGUGGUGGCUCAGAUGCAGCAAUUAUACCGAUUGGGUUGGGAGGAUUUGUGGCAUGCAGAGCACUUUCUCAAAGGAACAACAAUCCCACCAAAGCUUCACGCCCAUGGGAUGCUAAUCGUGAUGGAUUUGUCAUGGGGGAAGGUGCUGGGGUUCUGCUUUUAGAAGAACUUGAGCACGCUAAGAGGAGAGGUGCGACCAUCUAUGCAGAAUUUUUGGGUGGAAGCUUCACUUGUGAUGCUUACCACAUGACCGAGCCACACCCUGAUGGAAUUGGUGCCAUUCUCUGCAUAGAAAAGGCCCUGGCUCAGUCCGGUGUACCGAGAGAAGAUGUAAAUUACAUUAAUGCUCAUGCUACAUCUACACCAUCUGGAGACAUUAAAGAAUACCAGGCUCUCCUUCAUUGCUUUGGCAAGAAUCCAGAGUUGAAAGUGAACUCUACGAAAUCAAUGAUCGGUCACCUACUAGGAGCUGCCGGUGCUGUGGAAGCUGUUGCAGCAGUACAAGCAAUAAAGACUGGUUGGGUCCAUCCGAACAUCAAUCUAGAAACCCCAGAUGAAGGAGUGGACACGAACGUGCUCGUAGGGCCGAAGAAAGAAAGAUUGAAUGUAAAUGCGGCAUUGUCUAAUUCUUUUGGGUUUGGCGGCCACAACUCCUCCAUCAUCUUUGCACCAUACAAGUAAAAGAGUUCGAUCAUUGCUCUACCAGUGAUUUUUCGAAUCUGGCUGAAGGGCGUGGUACCAACAAAAUAUAUCGUCUGUAGACAAACGUCACCUGUAUAAGGGUUAUUAUACAACGUAUAGCUUGUGAAAUAGUUGGAGCUUUGGAGAAGUCGGAAGGAGGAGAGAACGUUAUCGGUUGUCGCCGUGGACUGUGUCGUUGUCGUCUGUGGAGAUCUCCUUUUCUCUCGAUAUCGAGCUGCAACGGAGCUUUUAGUCGUUUUUUUUAAGUUGACAUUGGCCAUUAAAGUUGUGGUAGAUGUUAAUCUUUGUUAUCAUCUACGAGAAACAAUGACUGCAUAAUGUUUGCAUA